This is a messenger RNA of Opisthocomus hoazin, 1488 nucleotides long. Lineage: Eukaryota; Metazoa; Chordata; Aves; Opisthocomiformes; Opisthocomidae. The record is from RefSeq and is a predicted model, not a curated record.
AUGAAGGGACGGGGUGGUAGUGGGCCGGGACGGAUGGUGGUGUUCUGUCUCCUUUCCCUGGCGCAGGUCCCAGGCUCGGAGAGCACCGCGUACUCCAGGUUUAAGCGCUCCAUUACGAGGAAGCUGGCGGCCAGGGCUGCGGUGUCGAGCAGCCCCGUUGUCACGAGAUGGCAGCAGCUGCACGCGAGAGGCGGCGGCCGGACCCAUCUGACACCUCAGGUGCCUGAGGAACUCUCCAUCACGAAAAGUGUUGUGACUCUACGUAACAGUCAUGCUGCAGCAGGCUUGGAAGGGAGGAAUAACAGGAGAGCUGAAAUGGAAGUGGAAAAGAAGCAGAAAUGUCCUUCUCAGCUUCCAGUGGUCCAGAAGAUUGGAUAUAGUGUUGCAGAAAGUGCUGACAUGAAGGUCUGUGAGAAUACCAAUUGCAUCUGGAAAGGGUGCCGAGAGGGGACCCAGAGUGAGUUUAGAGCUGUUACCAUCGUGAAGCCUUCCAUACCAUUGGAGCCAGAAGUGGGGUUUCAUAUUACCGGCUUGCGCAAUGAUUACUAUCUAAACAUACUGGACUGGAGCCUUGAAAAUCUCAUUGCUAUUGCUGUAGGACCUGCUGCACACAUCUGGAAUGGAGGAACUCUUCAAGCCAUUGAAAACAUUGAUUUGAAUUCCAGUUCCAAAUAUGUUUCAUCUCUGGCUUGGAUAAAAGAAGGAACUUGCCUUGCAAUUGGCACCAGUGAUGGAGAAGUGCAACUGUGGGACAUUGAAACGAAAAAGAUGUUGAGAAAUAUGUUUGGUCACCUGUCUGUAGUUGGAACUUUGAGCUGGAAUCAUUAUAUUCUGAGCAGUGGUUCACGACUAGGAUCUAUUCACCACCAUGAUGUUCGGGUUGCUCAGCACCGUGUUGGGACUCUUUGCCAAAACAAGCAGAGCAUUUGCAGCUUGAAAUGGUCCCUAACCAACCAGUUGCUGGCAAGUGGGUCUAGUGAUGGUAUAUUGAAUAUCUGGCCUAGUGACCCUGGUGUGAAAUUGCAAUCACAGCCACUGAAAACCAUACCUCAUCCCUCAGCAGUUAAGGCUGUGAACUGGUGUCCUUGGCACUCCAAAGUCCUUGCUACAGGGGGCGGAAUGAAAGAUGGGAUUUUGCGUGUCUGGGACAUAAAUCGUGAGAAAAUAAUCCAAAGUGCAGCUACAGAUUCUCAGAUCUGUUCCUUGGUCUGGUUACCCAAAACCAGUGAACUGAUGACUGGACAAGGCCUUCCUGGAAAUCAGAUGAAAAUAUGGAAGUAUCCCACGCUUGUCAAUUCAUCAGAACUUCAUGGGAAGUAUUUAAGUCAUGAAGGGAGAGUCCUGCAUAUAGCCCUGAGCCCAGAUCACAGCAGGCUGUUUUCUGUUGCGGCUGAUGGAAUAGCUUGUCUGUGGAAAUGCCAUGAAUCUGGGGAGAGCAAGCACAGCAGCAAAGCUUUCUCUAAUGGUUAUCAGAACUCAUUCUUGUGA